AUGUCUUGGCCUACGGCGACGAUAGUUGCUUUACUAGUUAUUGCAUUAACGUUGGAUCUUGUCCAGUUGCAUCAACACCAGAGCGACGAUGUUGUUUUCUACGUUCGGCCGGAUGCCCAGUUGUCCGUACGAGAACUGGCCAAUGAACACGGUCUCGACUAUGUUUCAGAAGUGUUUCCAGGAUCCAACUAUCACCACGCUCUCAUCAAGGAGAGGGAGGGUAUGGAAAAGCUGUCAGCCGAUUCGAGGAUCACCUGGAUCGAAAGGCAGACAUAUCAGCCGAGAGAAUUGCGAUUUAUUUCUUCGAUGAACGAACAAGCUUUUGAUUACAGAGAAACAACUCCUUUAGGGGACAAGGAAGAAUUAAAAACAAAUGGGAUGGAAUUCAACGAUCCUCUUUACCCGUUACAGUGGUACUUGCAUGGAAGGAAUGGCGAUGACGGCCAUCAUUUGAACGUGACACCCGUGUGGCGUGAUGGUCUCACUGGUCGUGGUGUGGCGAUUGCCGUAUUGGACGACAACGUAAAUCCUUGGAAUGAGGAGAUCAGACGUAAUUACGAUCCAAAUAUCAGCGGCGACUUGGGGGCUAAAACUGGGCCAGGCAUCAAGAAGAAUCCGAUUCAUGGAACGUAUUGCGCUUCCAUUAUCGCCGCCGAAGCCAACAACAACUUUUGUGGCGUUGGUGUUGCUUUUCAAGCUCGAGUUGGGGGUGUUCGUCUUUUGGCAAAGAGGCGUGUCCUCGACGUCCAGGAAGCUAGAGCCCUCAAUUACAAGCUGCCCGAAGUCGAUAUCUACAGUGCUUCAUGGGGCCCGCCAGAUGACGGCAAACACGUAGGAGGUCCAGGAGAGUUAGCCUCGCACGCCCUGCAACGCGGUGUGAAACUGGGCCGUCGUGGACUAGGUGCCAUUUACAUAUGGGCUUCGGGAAAUGGGGGCACCAAAGGAGAUAACUGCGCGUACGACAGUUACGCCUCCAGCAUCUACACGUUGUCCGUCUCGUCGUUGACACCCCAAGGUCUAUCUCCUUAUUAUGCGGAAGCAUGCCCGGCUGUCCUAACAAGUUUAUACGUCGGUGGAGAGCACGUGAGACCCCACACUGCCUUUGAUUCAGAAAGAACGGACAAUUUCCAGGGCACGUCCGCUGCUGCUCCACUUGCCGCUGGCAUCAUAGCGUUACUUCUAGAAGCCAACCCAUCUCUUACCUGGCGGGAUGUCCAGCAUCUUGUGGUACUCAACUCUUCACCGCCGUAUCAAAAGACAGGCAAGUUGGAAGCAUCGACUGAUUGGCCAGUCAACGGUGCCGGACUCCGUUCCAACGUCCUUUACGGUUUCGGAGCUUUGGAUGCCGGCCGGCUGAUUAACAUGGGACGUGGAUGGAAAUCCGUCCCACCGCAGACUCGAAUGUCAGUUCCAUGUCCUGCGGCCCGAAUACCUCUGCCGGCUAACCAGCCAAUCCAUCUCACACUUAACGUUCAUGGCACUUCUAUAUCCUAUUUGGAAUACGUUUCGGUAACGAUUGGUGUCAACGUGAAACCCAGAGGAGCUCUAGAAAUCUCUUUGCAAUCGCCAUCAGGCAUGGUGUCACCUGUACUCGCCGCGAGACCAAACGAUCUGAGCAAUCAAGGUCUGUUUCACUGGAAUUUGACCUCGGCUCAGUUUUGGGGGGAACAUCCUUCCGGUCAAUGGCGGCUGUUUCUAUCCAAUGUGAGCCCCAACAGCCAAGGAAUCCUCGAUUUCUGUUCGCUUACGCUUUAUGGAUUUUGAAGUGAAUCAGUGGACGGAUAUAUUUUAAUGAUGGACGUUGACGUCAACGUGAAAAUUACAAGAUGUUGCAUAA
Messenger RNA from Daphnia magna, 1837 nucleotides. RefSeq names its product proprotein convertase subtilisin/kexin type 4. Gene Ontology annotation, biological process: protein processing. Gene Ontology annotation, cellular component: Golgi membrane; trans-Golgi network. The record is from RefSeq and is a predicted model, not a curated record. NCBI's taxonomy places the organism in Eukaryota, Metazoa, Arthropoda, Branchiopoda, Diplostraca, Daphniidae. Gene Ontology annotation, molecular function: serine-type endopeptidase activity.